Tilletiaria anomala UBC 951 is the source of this 1530-nucleotide messenger RNA. Its product is annotated as Zn-dependent exopeptidase. Gene Ontology annotation, molecular function: zinc ion binding; metallocarboxypeptidase activity. The coding region runs from base 1 to 1530 and encodes 509 amino acids. Gene Ontology annotation, biological process: proteolysis. The transcript is spliced from 4 exons. The record is from RefSeq and is a predicted model, not a curated record. Lineage: Eukaryota; Fungi; Basidiomycota; Exobasidiomycetes; Georgefischeriales; Tilletiariaceae.
AUGCGCCUUUUUACCGCUCUGAUCGCACUGACAGUGCUUGGUGCGGGGCGGAGACAGUUCAACAGCGACCAUGGCCGCAGCCCCGGCGUGCUGGGACCGCCACUUGCAAGUGCAGCUCCCGCUCCUGCAAGUGUGCAAACCAUCUUUCAGGCGCCGAAAGACAAUGCGGAGCGAAAUGAUCAGUCGCGUUUAGCAGCGAAAGGCAAAGGCAAGAGCAACGAACAGUUUCAUGAGGCUUAUCACACGUACAAUGAGAUUGAAGACUACAUCACGCAGCUUGUCUCCAUCUAUCCGCAAUUUGCAAGUGUCAUCUCGCUCGGCACGACGUGGGAGAACCGUUCGAUCUUGGCUCUUCAAAUUUCGCUGCCAUCAGACGACGGGGACAACGAGCCAGGAAGCUCAGAAGAGCCGCCAAGCUGGUGGCGCGAAAAUUUGCAGGCUCUGCUCCACCGACUUUCUUUUUACCGCCCGGCCGAUUCCGGUCUCAAGCCGGGCCUGAUGGUCGUCGCGGGGACGCAUGCGAGAGAAUGGGUAUCCACCGCUAGCUCGCUCUACUUUGCAGAUAAGGUUCUCUCCUUGGCGCAGGAGUACCAAACCGGCUUGCCGCCUGCGCCAGUCCCCCCGCAUAUUUCAGAGUCAAGGGCGGCGAUGCGCUCCAGAAAGUCCAAAGCAAAAUCCCACGACCAGAAGCGGCGGCGAGGGCGAAUUCACCGCCGGAAACCGCAAAAGCCGAAGCAUGACCAUGCAUCACUCUUGACGCCAAUGGAAGCGUACUACCUCUUGGACGCAUUUACGCUCACGCUUGUCCCGCUCAGCAACCCCGACGGGUAUGCGUAUACGUGGGAUAAGCACAAGGGCAACAGGCUGUGGAAGAAGAACAGGCAGCCGGCGUCAUCAGGCGAAGAGACCGAGUGUAUCGGGAUCGACGUCAACCGGAACUGGGACUAUGCGUUCGUGCCAAGUUCGGACCCUGCAGCACGGUGCUCCGAGUCAUUUGCCGGCUCUGAAGCUUUAGAAGCGCUCGAGACGCGCGCGCUCUCCAACUUCUUGCUCGAUGAGGGCAACAAUGUCAAAGCAUUUGUCGACCUGCACUCGUAUGGCCAGCAUGUCAUGUACCCCUUUGCGACAUCGUGUCAAGAAGCGCUGCCGGACGAAGAGGAUCUGGCAGAAGUCGCGCUGGGAAGCGCCAAGGCGCUCAGGGAGUUGCACAAGAGUAGCUUCACGACGGGACGCAUUUGCGAUCUUCUCUUUUCGAGCUGGAGCAAUUCGAUCGACUGGUCGUAUGCCGUCGCGAAGAUCAAGUGGUCUUUUGCCGUCGAGCUGCGCGAUGUAGGGACGUACGGAUUCUUGCUCCCCGCGCAGCAGAUCGUUCCGACGGGGGAGGAGCUCGUCAGCAUGCUUGCGUAUUUGCUUCACUUUAUCGAAAAGGUGCGUUCCCGAAAGCGGUCCUUCGACAGAUCUUGUGCCGACUGCGAAGCUGACAGGAACUAUGCCUAUAUGCAUCUCUAUUACAUGCAGAAAGAAAAUUAA